UAUUUAUAUUUAGUUCAUUCAAUAAGGUCAACGACCGCUUCUGUCAAAUGUGUGAGGCAGUCUGACAAUUUACUUAGAUUCUUGAAGAGUAAUGUAAAUGUAUUCAGCUCUAUUUAAAAUUAUAAUUGUAAGUAAUAAUAAGUUAUAAACAAAAUGAAGUCAGAGCAAGCGGAAGAUGUUGAAAAUCCGGAUCAAGUUGCCGGCGAUGUAAUUGGUAACACAGCAUACAGCGAGCGUUUUGUUCUAAAGAUUUUACUUAAACUCGCUAAUUUGGAUACAUUAAAAGAAGAAAUAAAAGAAAAAUCAUUUGAAGAUGAUAUUUGCAUACUGUGGGACAUGACUACUGAGAAGGAUGUUGUGUUAUUUCUUCAGAAACAUGAAGUUUUGAAACUUAUUAAUUUCGCACUACCCGUUAUUGAAGUCUCGAGAAUCAUUGAGAUAAUUAUCGGUAUCAUUGGAAAUAUGUGCUGCCAGAAAGAAGUUGUGAAGGUUUUAAUGAAGAUGGACGGUUUAUUAGCUACUCUUAUUGAAUAUAUAAAUACAGACGACAGUUUAGUAUUAGUUCAAUUGCUAAGGUUAGUGAGUGGUUGUUUGUAUUUGGCGAACGACGAGGAGAUUGAAAUUUGGAUGAAUCUGUUCGCCUCUGUCGAGUAUUCUUCAGCUUUAUAUUUUAUUCUACUAAACUCAUCACACAAAGACUUAUUGAUUACAGCCUUAGAGAACUUAAAUACUGUGUGUUCAAACUGUAAUACUGAAAAGUUUCGGACAAAGUUCUACACUCACUUUGUCUUACAACAUGCCAUAGACUCUCUAACUGCAGCCUUCACUGAGAUAACAGUGAAGAGGAAAGCAACAUGUUCUAAGGACAAGUUAGAAAGAGUUCAAAUUAUCAGUCUCCAAAUAGUACUGAACUUUGUUGGAUUUGAAAAUUCAUAUGAAAUGUAUGAGGGUAGUAUAGAGAAUGUCAUUACACUUAUAAAUGUUGUACUGAAAUAUUACGAGGAGAAGUUGGUUGUUAAUAAAGAGAUUGAUACAGAUUUAAUAGACAUUCUAUCGUCAACUAUUACUAUUGUAGAUGUAUUAAAAAUAACUGAUUCUCCUGAGAAAUAUUUUGAGCCAACAUACAAUAUUUGGAAUGCUACUUCAGCUAUCCUGCAGACCGAUAAGAAUGGCUCAUCUUUUGAAGAAAAUGAUAGAGAGGAAUUAAAAGAAUUUAUAGCUAAAGUAAGGAAGCCUUUAGCUGUGCUGAUGUGUUAUUAUUUAGGGAAUGUAUCCGAAGACAAUUUUUAUGAAGUAAUUGAAAUUGUGGACACUGUUUAUGAAGAGAUUCUAACCUGGGUGACCAAUGAACCCUUAGCAACGAAUACAUCUAAAAGAGUAACUAAAUAUAGAAGUGGUAAGAAGAAGAAGUUCAAUGUGGUUUUGGAAUAAAUAUGUUUCUUUUUUUAUCUUGACAAUCUGUUUUAUUUUUCAAUUGUUAGGUACUAUUUG
Molecule: messenger RNA, 1491 nt
Organism: Spodoptera exigua (beet armyworm)
Lineage: Eukaryota; Metazoa; Arthropoda; Insecta; Lepidoptera; Noctuidae
Source: the annotation of a GenBank genome assembly